AUGUCUUCAAGGCGUCCAAUUUACUUGAACGCCUCUGCGGCCAGUGAAACGUGCGACGCCCCGCUAAACGCGGGGGUGGUGGAGUUUCACAAGGAGCUUCCAAACUAUGCGCCUACACCGUUGGUAUCUCUCCCAGAGCUAGCGGCUGAGGUGGGUGUGAAGGGCAUCCUGGUGAAAGAUGAGAGUAACCGAUUUGGUUUGCCCUCGUUCAAAGUCCUUGGAGCAUCAUGGGGUUGCUUCAGAGCCGUAGCGCAACACCUGGGGCUAUCGUCGACGGUGACUCUGGAGAAUCUCUCCGCUAAGGCUCGGACCAGAGGACUAUCGCUCAUUACAGCUUCAGAGGGAAACCAUGGGCGCGCAGUUGCCUACAUGGCCAAGCUGCUCGGAGUGAGUGCUAGUGUGUUCGUUCCUCUCUCCAUGGAUGAUAACACAAGCCGUUUCAUCAAGUCCGAAGGCGCUCGUGUGAUCGUUGUCCAAGGUACAUACGAUAAGGCCGUUCAGGAAGCAGCAGAACAAUCGAAGGUCCAUAAUUCCUUGCUCAUCCAGGAUACCGCAUUUGAAGGAUACGAGGAUGUUCCAGCGUGGAUCGUGGAGGGCUAUUCUACGAUGCUACACGAGGCAGAGGAGCAAGCUUCUCAGCUGGGGCUACCGGCAAGCAUUGUGAUCACCCCUGUGGGUGUGGGUAGUCUUGCUCAUGCGGUGGCUAAGCACUGCAAGUCACGAAACAUGACUGUUGUAGCUGUUGAGCCCGACUCCGCUCCGUGUCUAUCUUCUAGCUUGCGGGCUGGGAAGUCUGUCGCUGUACCUACUUCAUCCACAACAAUGGACGGAAUGAACUGUGGGACUGUUUCCGCUACUGCGUGGCCUGAUCUGCAGAGGCUUGUUGAUGCUUGUGUGACUGUAUCUUCAUAUGAAAGUCAUCGUGCCGUGGAGGAUUUGAAGUCUAAGUCUAUCACCGCAGGCCCCUGUGGCGGCGCAUCCUUGGCUGCUCUGCGACGUAUCGCAAGUGAAACCUCGUCAGUCCUCACUAAGGACUCGGUGGUUAUUCUAUUGAGUACGGAAGGAGCACGGGAAUACAAAAUCCCACGGGAUGUUGCUGUGGAAGAUGCAGUCGGCUUGACGCAGGUGCUCACCCAGAUUAACUCCUCCAACCCAACCUUAUCCGUGAGUGAUGGAGCGGGCGAAAGUGAAAUUGCAGACUACAUAAGUGCGUGGUUUGCUCAUAGAGACAUCGAGUGCCACCGCGUUGAGCCUGUCAUAGGGCGUCCAUCCGUGGUCGGUGUCUUGCGUGGUAGUGGUGGAGGGAAGUCACUCAUGUUCAAUGGACACAUCGACACGGUGAGCCUUUCCAGCUAUGCGAAAGACGUUGAUCCAAUUUCUGGGCACCUCGGGACGAAAAAUGGAGAGCAAGCUAUUUUUGGACGCGGAUGUCUUGAUAUGAAAAGUGGUCUUGCAGCCUCAUUGGCGGCGCUCGCUCAAGUUAAGGCGACCAGCCACAAUCAGCAACUUCGGGGUGAUAUCAUUAUAGCUGCGGUAUCAGACGAAGAGGAUGCCUCACAAGGUACUCAAGACAUUCUAGCUGCAGGCUGGAGAGCUGACGCAGCCGUCGUUCCUGAGCCAACAAUGAACACCGUCGUGAUCGCCCACAAGGGCUUCGUGUGGGUCGAGGUUGACGUCCUGGGAGUGGCAGCACAUGGAUCGGAUCCUGCCUCAGGAGUUGAUGCAAUCAUGCAGGCAGGAUGGUUUCUGCGUGCCAUUGAGCAAUACCACUUUCCCGUAGAUGACCUUCUGGGCAAGGCCUCGAUGCAUUGUGGUCUCAUCAGAGGAGGCGAAGAGCCUUCGUCUUACCCCGAGAAAUGUACUAUUACCAUGGAGUUCCGGACAAUACCUUCGCAAUCGGAAAUCUCAAUAAUAGAUGAUAUUAGGGGCUUGCUUGCAGAUAUCUCGAAGGAGAAUCCACACUUCCGCUAUUCUGAACCUCGAGUCACCAUGUCACGCCCAACGUCUAAGCUAUCAACAACGCAUCCUUUCGUGCAGCAGACAACUAAAUCCGCUAUGAAUAUUCUUGGAAACAAUGUCACAGUCCAAACUGCUGCAUUUUGGUGCGAUGCUGCUUUACUCGGCGCAGCUGGGAUUCCAUCGGUGGUCCUCGGACCUGUUGGUGCAGGGUUACAUAGCAAAGAGGAAUGGGUGCAGGUCAAAAGCUUACAGCAGCUACAGCAAGUUUUUACGGAUCUUAUGAAGGACUUUUGUCAUUGA
Messenger RNA from Penicillium chermesinum, 2259 nucleotides. RefSeq lists its product as uncharacterized. NCBI's taxonomy places the organism in Eukaryota, Fungi, Ascomycota, Eurotiomycetes, Eurotiales, Aspergillaceae. The transcript has a single exon. The record is from RefSeq and is a predicted model, not a curated record. Bases 1 to 2259 code for a protein of 752 amino acids. Gene Ontology annotation, molecular function: hydrolase activity.